Messenger RNA from Aaosphaeria arxii CBS 175.79, 857 nucleotides. RefSeq names its product RING/U-box. The transcript has 4 exons. Gene Ontology annotation, molecular function: ubiquitin protein ligase activity; cullin family protein binding; zinc ion binding. NCBI's taxonomy places the organism in Eukaryota, Fungi, Ascomycota, Dothideomycetes, Pleosporales. Gene Ontology annotation, cellular component: anaphase-promoting complex; nucleus. The record is from RefSeq and is a predicted model, not a curated record. Gene Ontology annotation, biological process: positive regulation of mitotic metaphase/anaphase transition; protein ubiquitination; anaphase-promoting complex-dependent catabolic process. Bases 359 to 679 code for a protein of 106 amino acids.
GUGCUUGUUAUCUACUUUCAUAUUACACUCAGGUCCCAUUAGCGUAGAAGAGAACUCAGCCUUAUGAAACGCGCCCGGAAAGUGGAUUCUCUUCAAGACGGGUGGACGGGUAAUGGGUGUUAGUGUAUACUGUUGCCCUGGGGCCCGCUUGGCGGGGCUGCCAGACGACUUUUUCCCAGAACAAAACAAACUAAUAACGACCACCAUCUAAUCAAUCCCACAUCUACGCCCACACGCCUAUCCACACCGCACGCGAACCUACGACAUCCCACGCCUGUCGUCCCGUCCCAUUCUGCCCCCGCAGAUACUAACAUCACUCUCGUCUUCCUCUGGUGCCAGAAAGCGCGUGGGUAACAACAUGAAAGUCACGAUAAAGGAGUGGAACGCCGUCGCGGCGUGGCGCUGGGACAUGCCCGAUGACGACGUCUGCGGCAUCUGUCGAAACCCCUACGACAGCACAUGCUCCAAGUGCAAAUACCCGGGUGACGAGUGUCCGCUGUUGCUGGGAGAAUGCAACCAUUCGUUCCACAUGCAUUGUAUAUUCUCCUGGCUGAAGCAGGAGAGUGCGCAGGAGAAGUGUCCUAUGUGCAGACAGCCGUUCAAGAGCAAAGAUGCUGUCGCCGACGAUACGGAAGUCCAGGGCGAUGAAUCUGGCACUGCGCUGGAUACCCCCGCUUGACGCGAACGAUGUCGGAACUCACUCGGAGGUUCGAUAUGGGCUGAGAGGUGGAGGUCGUCGCGGAUUGUUGUGCUGGAAGAUGAUAGAGCGACAUUUUUGGCGUUUUGGAAGAUACCCAUACCACUGCGAAUACAUAGAAUUCGUAUGUCUGUUUGAAUGAAAUCAUUCCCAUUAAAGA